Molecule: messenger RNA, 1252 nt
Organism: Pyrus x bretschneideri (Chinese white pear)
Lineage: Eukaryota; Viridiplantae; Streptophyta; Magnoliopsida; Rosales; Rosaceae
Product: deSI-like protein At4g17486
Exons: 4
Coding region: 240-983 (247 amino acids)
Biological process (GO): protein deubiquitination
Molecular function (GO): deubiquitinase activity
Source: RefSeq, a predicted model, not a curated record
CCAGCUUUCAUUUCCUGAUUUCUGUCAGGAACAGGAGAGAAAGAAGAAGAAAAAUAAUGUGUGGGUUUCAUCCACGCACUCCCCUCUCUUCUCUUCUCUGCUUUGAAUUUUGAAAAAAACAAAAAUGGUUGCUUGGCGUCUCGGUGACGGAUGCAUUGGCUUCUCCACUCGGUGACGAGUGUCACUCUUCCGAGAGGUCUGGACAACGCAUUUAUUGAUUCCUGGUUUCACCCUUCAGCAUGAAAUCAGGACCAAAGGAUGGCUGGCACUCUAUUAUGCCUCUUUGUUUGAGAGGCAAAGCAGCCUCACGUUUUUGCAUGUUUCCAAAAGUGAAGGCAGAAGACUACAUUCAAGGGAGCGCACCUGUCUAUCUUAAUGUAUAUGAUUUGACACCGGCAAAUGGCUAUGUCUAUUGGGCAGGCCUUGGCAUCUUUCACUCCGGGGUGGAAGUUCAUGGGGUGGAAUAUGCCUUUGGAGCCCAUGAGUACUCAUCAAGCGGUGUCUUUGAGGUUGAACCUCGACAAUGCCCUGGCUUCAAGUUUAGAAGGUCAAUUUUCAUUGGCAUGACAUGCUUGGAUCCUUUCCAGGUUAGAGAGUUCAUGGAGCGUCAAUCUGCCAUCUACAUUGGUGACUCGUACCACCUGAUUGUCAAGAACUGCAACCAUUUCUGUGAAGAUAUAUGUUAUAAGCUGACUGGGAAGCGAAUACCCAACUGGGUCAAUCGACUCGCAAGAAUAGGUUCUCUGUGCAACUGUAUACUCCCAGACGCCCUAAAGACGACCACUAUUCCUCAUGACCCCAAUUUCAAAGGAUGCGAAAGUGAAAAAAAGAGACUAAGAAGUGCCUUCACUUGCUUGUCGUCAAUGUCGCUGCCACAGAGGGAAGUAUCAAUGUCGUCAUUGUUCCUACAUUCUCACUAUAAAGGCUGCCUACCACCAUGGGAAUUUAAAAGGUCUAGAAAUGGCUCAUUGAAGGAAGGUUGAUAAAAACUGAAAUCCAUCAUCGGUUUCUACACUGCCGACCAACCAUCGGUCUGCAAAUGCUGAGCCAGUGGGGGGAUGUCACCUUCAUCCCUGGCGAGUCCUAGGAGGGCGAAUAUGUUGUUGUUUUGAGAUUGGAGUGUAAAAUCACUGGGUUAGUGCUCGUCUAUGCUAACUGGUGUUUGUGAAGUUUCCGUGUUGUAUUUGUACGAUUGUAUUGUAAAAUCUCAGAUGUUAGAGUUAUUGAUAUGCAGUCAUAUAAUUGUAGGAGA